CGUAUUUACAUUUCGCGAGAUUUCCCCACUCCUCGCGAGACUUGGCGUGACCCCCCGUUUGCAAGACGCGCGUUUCCCCCGCAGAGGAGCGCGUCGCUCGCUCGCUCGUGUUUGACGCUCGUCGGUCGGUUGGCGCGGAGCGACGAUGUGGAUCCAGAUCCGCACGAUCGACGGCAAAGAGACGCGGACGGUGGAGGAUCUGUCGCGCCUCACGAAGAUCGAGUCUCUGCGCGUCAAGAUCCGCGACAUCUUCCAGGUGAAGCCGGAGCAGCAGAGGCUCUUCUACCGCGGGAAGCAGAUGGAAGAUGGUCAGACGCUCUUUGAUUAUAACGUCGGUCUUAACGACAUCGUUCAGCUUCUCAUUCGCUCGCAGACGGAUGCGCCAGACAGCCCCUCCCCCAACAGCGAUGAGGGCGUGGCCUGUGCCGUAGCCCCGCCCACCACAUCAUCUGCCCCCGCCUCAGCCACACCCACCACAACAGUCGUUUCCCCGGCAACCGUCGCCAACAGCAACGGAAACGGGUCCAAACCCUGCAGCCCGGAGCCGGAGAGCCAGCCGUCCACAUCCAGCCGGACGCUGCUCCUCGAUCCCGGGAUCGGACUCUUCAGAGUGAAUGAGUUAGUGGACUGCAGGGACGUCAGCAUCGGCGCCUGGUUCGAAGGCGUGAUUGAGAAGGUCUCUCCUGCAUCUAAAGGACAGAACGGCAGAGUCGGCCGACCCAGCAAACGCACUAACAACAAGCUGGAGUCUGAGCCUUCAUCCUCAUCAUCCUCAUCAUCCAGGGACACUCACAGCACAGCGCUACACUCGGACCAACCAUCCACGUCCCAAACGGAUCCGCCGCACGUCUCCUACCACAUUAAAUAUGAAGAUUAUCCAGAGAACGGCGUGGUGGAGAUGAGCGCGGGUGACGUUCGUCCGAGGGCCAGGACUCUGCUGCGCUUCGACCAGCUGCAGGUGGGUGACCUGGUGAUGGUUAACUAUAACCUGGAGAAUCCCGAGGAGCGAGGCUUCUGGUACGACGCCGAGAUCUCGACCCUCAACGCUGUCUCGCGCACCAACAAAGAGAUCCGCGUCAAGAUUCUGCUGGGAGGUCUGGGUGAUGUGAUUGGUGACUGUAAACUGCAGUUUUUGGAUGAGAUUUACAGGAUAGAGAAACCUGGAGCACCGGCGCUGUCUGCAGCAGAUGGCCCCUUCAAACGUAAGUCGGGUCCGGAGUGUAAGCACUGUAAAGCGGAUCCGGAUGCUGAGUGUCGUUUCUGCUCGUGUUGUGUGUGUGGAGGGAAGCAGGACGCUCACAUGCAGCUGCUGUGUGACGAGUGUAACAUGGCCUUCCACAUCUACUGCUUGACCCCGCCGCUGACCUCCAUCCCCGAGGACGAGGACUGGUACUGUCCCACCUGUAAGAACGACAGCAGCGAGGUGGUCAAAGCUGGAGAGAAACUCAGAACCAGCAAGAAGAAAUCUAAGAUGCCGUCAGCGACUACAGAGAGCCAGAGAGACUGGGGCAAGGGUAUGGCGUGUGUGGGCCGCACUAAAGAGUGCACAAUCGUCCCCUCCAAUCACUACGGCCCCGUUCCCGGCGUUCCCGUCGGAACUACGUGGAAGUUCCGCGUUCAGGUGAGCGAGGCGGGCGUCCACAGGCCUCACGUCGGUGGGAUUCACGGACGCAGUAACGACGGCUCGUACUCGCUGGUGCUCGCUGGAGGAUUUGAGGACGAAGUUGACCGGGGUGAUGAGUUCACCUACACCGGCAGCGGAGGUCGUGACCUCUCCGGAAACAAGCGUAUCGGCGAGCACUCGUUCGAUCAGACGCUCACACACAUGAACAGGGCUCUGGCGCUGAACUGUGACGCCCCUCUGAACGACAAGGAUGGGGCGGAGUCUCGCAACUGGAGAGCGGGAAAACCGGUGAGAGUGAUUCGCAGCUCCAAGGGCCGACGGAUCAGCAAAUACGCACCGGAGGAGGGAAACCGCUACGAUGGCAUUUAUAAGGUGGUGAAGUACUGGCCGGAGAUCGGGAAGUGUGGGUUCCUGGUGUGGAGAUACCUGCUGCGACGCGACGACCUGGAGCCAGCGCCCUGGACUACAGAGGGGAUCGAGCGCAGCAAGAAACUCGGCCUCAAAGUCCAGUAUCCUCCUGGGUAUUUGGAGGCCAUGGCCAAUAAGACGAAGCGCGAGGCGACGGUGCGAUCGGUGGGCAGCUCGACGCGCGGCAGAAAGAGAGGACGACCCCGAGCCACACGACCGUCCAAGAGAGUCCAGGAGGAAGAGGAGGAGAAACCAGCGGAGAACACGGAGGAAGAGCUGCAGAGCAACGGCAGCGCAGACGCUCACGAAGAAGAAGAGGAGAACACAGGCGUGUACGAGACGCAGAAGGAGGUGCAGGACGCUGUGCUCGCGCAGCCCAUCCACGAGUGCCGCGAGUCCAUCCUGGGCUACGACCAGCAGGACAACACUUACAUUCACUUCCCACACUUCUGCGGCGCUGACCUGCGGAUCUACAGCCAGAGUCCCUGCGGAGCCGCGGAGCUGCCGCUGCCACUGAUCCACAUCCAGAGAUCCCAGGAACCAGAGGAGGCAGAGCUCAGGGACCAGACAUAUGAAGUAAAGGUGGAGGAGGAAAGCUCCAGCAGGAACACAUGGGACGUGAAGGAAGAUUCACUCGCUGACGGAGAGGAUCUGGAUCAGAAAUGCUCCUCCGGCGUUCCCUCGUGGUGCAGAGAAGAUUCUCUGGACUCUGUGAGCGUCCGAGGACAGUUGACGGAGGACAGGCGGCUCGAAGACGAGGAGUCUGACUGCGAGCCUUGUUUCAGAGUCGGAGACAGCUGCUAUAAAGGCGUCUCGCCGGCUCUGAACAGUCACAGAAGUCCUAGAAACGAUGCGAAUCACUUGAGCGCCGAGGAACGAAGCCCCUGUCCGGAUUGUUCCAGAGCGUCGCAGGAAUCUCCACGUUUCUGGACCAGAAACACACGCCUGCGACGGGACGAAUCCGGACCGACACGAGCCCAGAAGAAGAAGAGGAAGAAGAAGAAAGAGAGGAAGGUUGGCGUGAAGAAAACGAAGACGAGCAAACUGAGCUUGAAGAACCGAACGGCCAGAAGCAGCCUGCAGAGAGCCGCCAAAAACAUCAAGAAGAAAGACAAGAGGAAGAGACACAAACUGGGAAAGAGGUUUGAUGGGAAGGCGAGGUUAGGAUCUGCUCUGCCGGCAGCUGAACCCACAUUUCAGUUGGUUUGCUCCAGUCUGGAUGAUCUCAGAGUCCUAAUCAGUAAAAUAGAAGAUCAACUAGAUGAACUGGACGGCAAAAAGAGAUCUGGACGAUGGCCCCAUAAAAGAGCCGCCGUGAAAGAGUUGCACAUCACACUUAUAAGGCUGCUUAAUGAGCUGUUACCAUGGGAACCCAAACUCGUCAAGGCCUUCCAGAGGAACAGAGCGCGCUUGAAAAAGGAGUGUGACGAAUUAAAAAAACACCCUGAAUAUGAGAACUUUAUCAGGGAGCAGAUGGAUACAGAAGGUACUGGGGAAGUUGCAUGCAAAGAUGAAUUGUUGUCCGCAGAGACAACAAACAAACUGGAAGAGAGUGAAGUCAAAAUGGGCAAAACUAUGAAGGAAGAUUCUGAGACAACAGAGAAUGUAAAUCACGAAUCAAGAUGCCUAGUUGACAGACCUGAUGUUGUCAUGUAUUCGUCAGAGUCUGGACCCUUUACACGCAGUUCAAAGCGGCACCAAACUGGUGCAAUCAGUGAGGAACUGAGUCCAUGCAAGAGAGGCAAAAUGGACCCAGAGAGCUCUUUGACAUCUGACUUUAAUGUGGAAGUUGCAUCCAGAGAAGCUUCACAAGCUUCAGUGUUGCCUGAGCCUUUAAGUAGCUUUCAGGGGACUUGCAAACCCAUCCAGGCUUUGCUGGCUAAGAGUGUUGGAAACAAAGUGACCUUAAUAAGUCAUCCGAAGGCUGCAAUGAUGGCUCAGGUUCUGCGGGAUCAUAACAAAACAGCAUCUGUAACUCUGCCACCUGUCCAAUUAUCAACUACCUGUGCAUCUACGCAACACUCUGAACCUGUCUCUACAGAGACAAUAACUACGACAUCUGCGACCGAAAGCAAUGGACAGGUGGUGUACAAGACGGCAGGAGGCGUGGGGCUUCUCAGGCAAGGAAGCACUUCUGUAAACUUUUCAGUGCAAUCAAUGUCAAAUCAAAAAUCAGGGGCGAAGGCGAUGCAGCAAGUUGUUAUCCUGCCUUCAAAUCUACUGAUUCAAAGCACUGGGAAUAAGGCAGCCCAGACCUCUGUAUCUAUCCCUAAGACUACAACGUACAUGUCCAAUGUUUCAGGGUUCACUAUACCGGAAAACAAGGUUCCUGUCCAGCCGGUGGCACCUUUGAAAGAUACCAGCACUGUAAGAACACCAUCUGCUCUAGUUACUCCCAGUUUAAGGAACAUAACGACUGUUGGUGUGCCUAAAAAGACUACUGAACCAAAGGUGGCCCUGAACAAAUCAGCCAGCAGUGGUCUGACCAAAUCUGAUGCUAAACAGGAGCUCAGGACAGUGUGUAUUAGAGACUCUCAGUCCAUCCUUGUCACUACUAGAGGAGGCAACACAGGAGUGGUGAAGGUUCAGAAAUCAGAAAGUGGAACGGGGGCUUUGCCACCCAGCCCAGUUUUUAACAUCUCGCCCCAACUUCAUGCCUUUCUGGUGUCAAAGUCUUCCACGUCUAAUACACAAGCUGUUUCGGCCACCAUUGCUGCUAAAUCUCUACCUGGAGUCACUCCUCCGUCUACUUUUGUGGCAGGAACUGUCACUCCUUUAACCUUAAAUCAGAUUUCCAAUAACGGCACUACAGGCAAAACAACAAUCCCUGGUAAAUCCGCACUCCUGGCUACAAGCAAAGGCAGUGAUAAUUUCCUAAUAAAUGCGAAAGAUUGCGCUCAGCAGAAUACGGUCUCUAAAUGUGGAACGAAGCCCCCACAAAAAAGGGCUCCACCAGGAAGCACAACUCCAGACCAAUCGACUUUCCAAAAGGUUUUUCUGGUCACACCUUCACCAAAUAUCCCUUCAAAGGUCACUACUACUACAGCAACCUGUACCGUUCCAGGAUCUCGGGUCAUGUUCAUAAGCAACUCAGCACUUACCAUUCCAAAAGAGACGUCAACUUCAGAAGUUAACAUUUCCUCUACUAGUACACCAGCAUUGAAAGUAGUUCCCAACUUGGGGAUCUUAUCCUGCACUUCUUCAGGUACAAGCAUCCAGAGCAUCGGUGUCCCAGGGUUAACAUCAAGAAUACUUGGCACAAACAAGAAACCUGAAGCCUCAAUGAAAACUACACCUGUGAUCGUCUCCAGAGUACCUGCAACAUCAACCACAAGUGGAAUACAGAUUGGUCCAAAAAGCUGUUUGGUUGCAAGCAGAAGUCUGUCAGGGAAUACCGAAAGUGCUUCGAAAGUACCUCGGACUGUUGACGGCAAAACGCUCACGUUUUCAACUCUAGGCACUGGCCACAUGGCUUCCUCUGCACUUUUGUCAGUUGUGAAACCAGAUGUACCUCCAUCAGUUUCAGCGUUAAAUGCUCUUCACUGUAAAACAGGGUUAUCGGCUGUCAGCUCUACUUCAAAUACAUCUUCCUCUUAUUCAGGAAACCUAAUUAACAAACACACUACGUUACCAAUUAAUGUGACUGCUAACAAGCCAGUGAUCACAUCCCUUUGCACUUCACACUCACUGAUCAAAACAACAGCCAAUACUUCCGCUUCUGCAGUAUCCAGUACUUUUGCAUUGAGUUGCAGCUCCACUUUAACUCCUCCGGUGGUCAUGUCCUCUGGGAUCCAACCUCUGACCUCUACCACCAAGAGUGUUCAGGAGAAAAUCGUGAUCAACACCACUGCCCCACUUGCCCCUGGAACUCAGCUCCUGAUCAAUAACACCAGAUUUGUUGUACCUUCUCAAGGCCUUGCACCUGGCAGCCAUGUUCUGCUUAUCUCCAACUCUUGUCCUGGAGGAAUGCAAGGGUUAAGUCCUGCUGGUCCUCAAAGAUUGCAAGCGCCAAGCCCUGCUGGUCCUCAGAGAUUGCAAGCGCCAAGCCCUGGUGGUCCUCAGAGAUUGCAAGCGCCAAGUGCUGCUGGUCCUCAAAGAUUGCAAGGGCCAAGUUCUGCUACUCCUGGAGGAUUGCAAGGGCCAAGACCUGCUGGUCCUCAAAGAUUGCAAGGGCCAAGUCCUUCUGGUCCUCAAAGAUUGCAAGGGUCAAAUCCAGCUAGUCCUAAAAGAUUGCAAGGGCCAAAUCCUACUGGUCGUCGAGGAUUGCAAGGGCCAAGUCUUGCCAGUCCUGGAGGAUUGCAAGUCCCAAGUCCUGCUUCCACUGUUUCUAGAGGUCCAAACACUUCAGUUACUCACACGGUUCCUUCAGUUGUACAAGGUGUGAGAUUGGUAACACCGGUCAGGCUACCCUUGGCAAAAGUUGGACCUUCUGAUCAACUCCGUCAGCAACUGAGCACCAGAACUCCAUUGAAUGUGUCUGGUCCUACUGCUCUCUCACAAGUAGCACAAGCUCUGCGUCCUGGUGUAUCUUCAGACAUUGUGAGACUUCCUAUCUUUCAAACCUCCAACGUUUCAAUUACAGCAUCACAAGGUACGACCGGGUGUCCCAAAGAAACCUCUCUUUCCCAAGGAGGUUUACUAAGCACAACUUCUCCAGUGCUCUUGCCAGGAAGACUAUCCCAAAACCAAGUGGCACCAGUCGUACCACCAGCAAAAGCUGUGAUUCCAAGGCAUUUGCCUAUGGUACCACACAUGAGCAGCACAAUAUCACGGAUGCAGAAACUUCCGGUUGCAAUGGUUCCACCAAUCGGUGGUGCAAACAAUGCCAAUCCAGACACUCUCAUUGCAACCGCUCCUCCAUCUAUGAGCACGGUCAUAAUGACACCUUGUCCACCUAUCAGAGCCGUGCAACCUGGGACAAUCGGAAAGCCUGUUAUUUUACCCCAGCUAUCGCAAGGUCAAAGCACGGUUCCUGUACAAGUUCCCACUCCUGCUAAACUGUUGUUGAGCCCAGAUGGUGCUGUCUUAAAUAUCAUUCAAGCCUCAGCCUCAAGCUUGCAAGUAUUGGCAAAGCCAAUGGCCGCUCAAUUGGUCAGUUCCUCCUUGAGUAGCGUUACUGUACCUAUUUUAAACACAAGUGAUCCACUGAGAAAACCAGAUACCUUGGGGAGACCCAAUCACUGAAAUGGUUCUGGAGGUUGUCUUGUUUUCCUGUUGUGAUCACAGAGGACAGUCUGUUUAGUGUUUUGGGCUUUGUUGAAAACAAGUGGGCUUCCUUUGGUUCCAUUUCCUCCCCGUGUUGAUAGGCUGAAUACUCAAUACCUAAAUUAAUAUUUUGUGCAUUUUGCUCUUUAUAAUACAUAUUGAGGGGAAAUCGGUUAUCCUUAGUUAAAAAAAAUGGUUUCGCAAAGAGAAAUUUGGAGAUUUCAAAUGGCCAGUAAUGUAUAUAACAGUGUUUGGCUGACUCUUUUCUACUCCAUUUGUAUGCAAAGGUUUGAAUGUUUUGUAGCAUUUUCCAUUAAAAUGAUUAAUAUUAUUCUGUAGAACAGUCUUCAGUCUAUUUAAGAGUAUGUCUGGCUGAUCUCAAGCCUGCGUUAGUGCAUUCAGGCAUAGGUUGAGUAUUAUCAGACAUCAUCUGAUAACAGUUUGAUUUUGUGUUUCAUCUAUAUUCAUGAAAAUAAACUUGGCAUAUUUAUGACUGAAGUAAAACA
This is a messenger RNA of Sinocyclocheilus anshuiensis, 7743 nucleotides long. RefSeq lists its product as uncharacterized. Bases 146 to 7216 code for a protein of 2356 amino acids. Gene Ontology annotation, molecular function: protein binding; ubiquitin protein ligase activity. The record is from RefSeq and is a predicted model, not a curated record. Gene Ontology annotation, biological process: protein ubiquitination; negative regulation of gene expression via chromosomal CpG island methylation. NCBI's taxonomy places the organism in Eukaryota, Metazoa, Chordata, Actinopteri, Cypriniformes, Cyprinidae. The transcript is spliced from 23 exons.